Messenger RNA from Oreochromis niloticus (Nile tilapia), 2167 nucleotides. It is a transcript of the gene fancc, whose product is annotated as FA complementation group C. Gene Ontology annotation, biological process: nucleotide-excision repair; cellular response to oxidative stress; interstrand cross-link repair. The record is from RefSeq and is a predicted model, not a curated record. Lineage: Eukaryota; Metazoa; Chordata; Actinopteri; Cichliformes; Cichlidae. Gene Ontology annotation, cellular component: Fanconi anaemia nuclear complex. The coding region runs from base 240 to 1991 and encodes 583 amino acids. The transcript is spliced from 16 exons.
UGGAGAGGACGUUCGCGGGUGACGUCGAUCCCAGCCAAUUGUCUUCUUCCAUACGCGGAACCCCGGUUGAAGAGGGAAGUUCAGUUUUGUUUUCAUCGAGUCACAAAUAGCUUUCCUUCUUCUCCGAAGUAAUAAAGAAUGAUUGGAUACAGUUGACUUCUGCUCCGUGGAGAUUUUAGUCUAAUGGCUAUACGUCUCAUUUACAGCUCCUCAGUAAAUUUUCAUUGACAAGCAGCCAAAUGUCUGAGCAGCAGCCACUGAGCCAGCCCCUGCAAACUGAAGAGCCAUUGCUGAAUGACCAGGAGAUGCAGUUCUGGCUGGACAAAGCAGUGGCAUGGGGCCAGGCUGACAGUCCGGACACGCAGAAAGACACCUGCCUACAUAUGAGCAGACUCAGGGAUUUCCUCCAGCAGCUUCUCACACAAGUGAACAGCAUGAGCUCAACAACAGAAACCAUGAAGAGGCUGCCCUUCUUAGGCCAGCUUUUGGGCCGGCUGUGCUGGAAUCCUUAUGUCACUGUGUGUGAUACAAGCAGAGGGCUGCUGCUUGGGUGUCUUUGGGAACUGUACUCAGAGCGUCCAAGCAAUGCUGUGGAGCAAAAAGCCAACCAGUGGAUACGGAAAGUGUUGUGUCAGCUUUCCACAGAAGAAGAUGACACUGCAGCACAAGCGUUAAUGAAGUGUACGGGUGUACCAGCUAAAGAGUACCACCUUAAAGUCCUGAGAAAGAAGGUGGCGCUGCUGCAGGAAAAUGUUGGACAAAGCUGCACAUUAUUUAACAGUCAGAGGUGUUCAUGUGACAGGAUUGUGGCUAUAUCAGAGGCAUGCAUCCCCAUUGUCGCUUGUCCCGAGGCAUCUUCUCUCAUUAGUCUAUUGCUACAGCGGCCGGUGGCUUGUGUCACAGAAGUUCUCAGUGAAGACUUUCUGGAUGCUUUGACCUCUGCUUACUCAAGGCAGGGUUUGGCAUUGGAGGAGCAGGCCUUGGUAUCUCUGUGGUAUCACAGCUUCUCCAGCCUGGAAGAAGCAGUCCUCAGUCUGUUGCAGUCUGUUAUAACUACAGGGUUAACACCACAGAAGCUAGAGCAACAAGUAGCACAGUCACUGCUGCCUAAAGCUUGUGCUCAGCACUGCUCAGUAUUCUUGGUUGUAAAUGACAUCUUUAGGUCCGUCCUUAAGCAAGCUGAAGUAAAUGAGUUUGUUAAGGCUCUGGUCCAAACCUUUACCAAGUGUUUCCUGAAGGAACUGGCGCUGCUGAAGCCUCAGACAAGCAUAUCUGUGAAAGCCUUCUUCCCACAGUCGCCUUCAAGUCUGCUGGUUCCCCUCUUGACGAUGCCAUCAGAGAUGCCUCAGGGGGCUUGGAGAAAUCACCUGAACUGGCUGAGCAGCUCAUUACAGAGACUGACAGAGGAGGAAGAGGAGGGAGACGGAGACGGCAGAAGCACCAGGGGGCACCACAACGUGUUUGAGGCCUGGUUCCUGCUGGUUCAGUGUGCCCACUGGGUACAGGUGGCUGUCCAGCUGCUGGUCACAUCUGGGACUGAAGAUGGUGAUCCCUUCCUAUGGCUGUUGAUAUUCUACCACUACCCCACCAACAGGUGGCACCACAGAGCUUCACAGCUGGCACGGGCCAAAGAAGCUUGGAACCACAUACGCACUCUUUUCUCGGGCGCAGCUCAUCCUCUUCCCAGCGACCGCCUGCAGUCACUGGUCACGCUGGUUUCACCACAACCUGAGCAGCAAUCACUUGCUCCAUCAUUGACUGUCAGCCUUUUGGUUAAUGUUGCUGUUUUCUGCCAGCUACCACCAAGUGGCUCAGCAGAGGUUUUACAGGCGGUGGUGGAUCAGUCUGGUCUGCUUGAUGAAGCAGCAUGUGUUCUCAGCUCACUGGAGCUCAGACUAAACGAAGGAAGCUGUUUAUCAAGAGACACAGUUCAUCUAAGGAUCAAGGAACUUCAAAAGACGAUAACGCAAAUGCAUUCAGAUGGGACAUAAGGCCACAUCAAGUUCCCUCCACGCUGAGCUUCCCUCCAGGUGUAGCCCAUCUCCUGUAGCUCUGCCGCAACAUUUCUCCUCCAGGUGGUAUGGAGUCUGCCCGGCUGUAAUAAGUGUCUCGGAUGUGUAAUUUACAUAUAAAAUCAGUGUAACAGGCAAGAGUGCCUGUCUAAUCU